UCAUUAUGUGUUUAACGCUGCCAACCACGCAAUAAGGCGCUAACAGUCCAUCUAUCGCUAACCCUACCCCGCAGUCAAAAGAAUAAAAGAAAAAACCGCUGCCCGCACGACCUCUCACCCCCUGCUCCUCGACCUCUCGCUCCCUGCUCCUCCUACCGCACCGUUCGCCGCCCCACAACCGCUCGCCGCUUCGCCGCCUUCCGCAGCCGCGCCCCUUCGCCGUCGCCCACCUACUGCCCUUCUCUCCCUGCACUUUUCCACCCUCACGCAGCCGCCGCCAGCGCCUUGUGCCCCAACGCCGCUAUCGCCAUCACCUCCUCCCCAUGGUCCGCGAGCUAGACGCGCUGCCGGGAAGAAUCCACCAUCUACGGCCUUGCGGCGCUCGCCGGGGACACCGCCGCCGCCGCCUCUAUCCUUUCCGGAUGCCUCUGUCUCCUCUCUACAGCGGCCUCCUCAUCUCUUCACGGCUGCUCCAGAGGUCGCCCCCUCGAGCAUCGCGUCCUCUUCUCCACCACCACCUCGCCGCCGCCUCCUCCCUUCGGUUCUCUCCUCGAAGCUCCAUCAAGUGGUCACUGCCGCUUGCUGCCUCUUCUCUCCUACAGGACGACGCCUCCCCAUCCACCAUCUGCCGCCGCUGAACUGGGUGGCAGUUGCGGCCAUGGGGGAGUAGGGGUGGCAUGGUCUUCAUGGUCGUUAUGUACAAGAAGACGAGGACGGCAGUGGGGGGAACGAGCAGCGAGGCCGGAGCUUCACUAUGGAUUUGAGGAUGCAACUCGCUGGCCACCAUCACCGUCCGCAAUCUGGGCUGCCCAUUUGCGUCUCUCCAUCUUCCUUCCCAAUACUUAACUUAGUUCUUUGACAGUCUAAUUUCAAUUUUGUCAAUUUAUGGCUUUUCUAGGCAAUGAUGUGAGACAGAAAAGAAGAGGAAGACGUUGGUGAAGGAGAGGGCAGCACAAAUGUACACCGCUGUGGCCAGGUUAUUUCAUACGACACAGCCACAGGUGAUGUACAUGAAUGACGGCAGAUGGUUGAGGAUUGAGGGAAUGUAGAUGCGACUAGCGAGCACUUACUCUGAGGUGCUUUCAGAUGAUGGUUUAAUAAGACUGUUUGGACAAAAUUCUGAUUUUUCAACACUUGUUCCAUGUGCGAAUAUUCUGGGAGCACCAACUCCAACUGCUGACAAGGUGAAGCUUAUGAUCAGUACAGCUUUGUUUGACAUUUGGCUGGGCUAAAAAAAAUAUCAAUGGGAGCUUUGGACGGCCCGAUUGCAUUAGUGCCUGUGGUUGCGAACGUGUAAGCCUGCAUCCUGUGAUCUUCUCUUUGACGGUUCGACUUUGCUUCCAUAUCUCCUCCUUCGGUCCUCCACAGCCUCCAUGACCAUUGUCCGUGCACAGCCGCCGUCUGCCGCAGCUUCGUCAAUCGUCCUUCUCAGGUGUCAGCGAUCUUAGGCGUGAGGAGCGAGCGACACACCGUUCCCGUCGACGCCGUCGUCCGUCGGCAUCCGGUAUUGCUGUACGCUAUACCUGUACUGAUUGUGAUUGGCGUCCCAUCCGACACCAGAACGAGAACCCCUUCAAUUUAAUGUGUUAGUCAUAGAUAUGGAUAUUGUUGACCAUAAAAAAGAACCUAUCAACAAGAGCACGAAGGUCAUGUCGUUGGAAGAGACUAAAACCUCAGCAAGUUCUAUACAGCCUACAGAUGCGCAGAUAGAAAUAGCCAAUUUACGUCAUACCAAACCAAGAAGAGCAAAUACAAAUAUUACACCACAAGAGAUGAGGUGCCUUAGGCAUGAUGAUGUGUUUUUGCAUGACGAUGUAAUAAAUGCAUAUAUAUACUGUAUAAGUGCCCAGGAGCAUCUGCAAGAUAGAGUGGGUGGAAUGGUACAUAUUGCAAGCACGUUUGUGUCUUCCCUGCUAAAGAACGAUGAGGUAGACUGGGCAACACAUCGCCACAUUGUAAAACGAGUGAAUGCUUUUUUGGAGCAUGACAUGGUAUUCCUUCCAGUUAACAUCAGAAAAUGCCACUGGUAUCUAUCAGUAAUCAAUGCGAAGAAACGAGAGAUACAGGUACUGGACUCGCUUGGAGUUGGAAUGAGCCGAAGUGACCUCACUAAGAUGUUACAAGGACUUGACCAGCAUCUAAAAAUCGCAUGCAAUAUGCCAGAGUUUAAGAGAGGUGAUAGGUGGCAGGACCUCGAUAUUACGAAUUGGAAAGUCGUAGAACAGCUCCAAGAGCCAAUCCAAACAGACGGGAGGACAUGAAAGAAUUUCGACGAAAGAUAAUUUGAUUAAGCGCAACUGGACAUGAUCUACUAGGUGUAAUUUCUGUGAUCGGGAUGAAACUAUCAAGCAUCUUUUCUUUGAUUGCCCGAUGGCGAGGGUGUUGUGGCGCUCGGUGCAAAUUGCCUUUAACAUUACUCCUUCAAAUUUGGUCAGGUCGUUUUUUGGAACGUGGCUGGUUGGUAUAGAGGCCGAAACAGCUAGACAAAUUUGAGUGGGAGCAUGUGCGUUGUUAUGGGCAAUUUGUAACUGCAGAAAUGACUUGGCUUUUAACAGAA
This is a messenger RNA of Triticum dicoccoides, 2557 nucleotides long. RefSeq lists its product as uncharacterized. Lineage: Eukaryota; Viridiplantae; Streptophyta; Magnoliopsida; Poales; Poaceae. The transcript is spliced from 10 exons. Gene Ontology annotation, biological process: protein desumoylation; proteolysis. The coding region runs from base 1599 to 2261 and encodes 220 amino acids. Gene Ontology annotation, cellular component: nucleus. Gene Ontology annotation, molecular function: deSUMOylase activity. The record is from RefSeq and is a predicted model, not a curated record.